AUGAAGGUCUUCAUAAUUUGUCUGAUCAUCGCCAUUUCAGGCUUCGCCAAGUCAGAAAUUUACGAAAAUGGUAAGUAGAAUACAGCGAUUUUAUAAUGAUUUUAAAAUAAUCUGUUUAGUAUAAACUGUUUUGUGUUGGCAUAUAGUUUUAGAGUGUUUUUGCCAUUGUUAUAGCUAUAUAAAUGCAAUCCAUAACUUGGUACAAUGGUACAUUCAUGUUCAAAAAUUAUAUUUAGUGUUAAUGUCAAUUCAUUGCAAAAUCAGUAUCCUUUACCAUAGAAAAUUUUGACGAAAGUUCGGAGGACAACUCAGUUUUUGACAAGAUCCUGGCUAUUAACGAAAAAUCAGGUAAGUAUGAAUAACUUGCGAAAGAAAGACCAUUUUCACCACAAUGUAGGGUUUACGUCAGUGCUAUCCUGCAAUAGUUUUUCCGACCAAUUUUAUUUAUUUGAAAAUUUUCUGAAUUUUCCCUCCAUUUAACCGACGAACUUCUCCAUACAAGGGCGCAAAUCUUGAAGGGGGGGGGGACGGAGGGGACAUGUCCCCCACUUUGUUGGCAGAGAGGGAUGAAUAUUGUGUUAUCCCUUCCCCACUUUUUAACAGUCAAUUCUCCCACGAUUUAUCAAGUGUAGUGUCCUUUAUUUGCUGGAAACUUUGUGUGUAAAUCUAAAUGGAGUAAUGCGUUUCACAAUUACAAUGCAUUUACAUCCUCGUAUCAGCAGUAAUGUUUAUUAAAACUGUUCCUGCUAAAUUACUGUAAUAAAUUAUGUUUUCUGGUAUAAAAAUUCAUAAAAUCAUAAAACGUCAUGAAAAUUAUCGCUGCCCCGGACUAUCCCUCCCACUUUUCAAGACAGAUUUGCGCCCGUGUCUCCAUAGAAGUGUGUGUCUCGAGGGUACCAUUGCCCUCCUUGUCAUCAUCGUGGUUAACUCGUAUCAUAACACCUUAGAUGUACUUGUCUUCCGCGUUUUACUCUGUAUGGUUUUAUUAUGAAUGCAACGCCCGAAUUGCCCUCACAGGAAGGAAAAGACAGUACUUUCAUGAGCAUAAAUUCCUUUUUACUCCUAAUUGGAGUUCUAAACUGGCAAGUUAAACUGUAAAACCCUAGAGUUUCCUUGCAUCAAAGAUUGAAAUAAGGUGAAUGCGAUACUUAGCAAUACGAUUCGUUGUUUUGACAAGCGUUUAAUAUAACAAAAAAUUUUCAGCUAGAUCACGUUCAGGACAUAAAGCCAAAUAUUUUGAGGGAGACAUUGUGAUCACCAAAUCGGUAGAAGAAAUGAUUGAAAAUCGCAAACGCGGUGCAGCAUCAAAUAAUAAGUGGCAUAUUUGGCCAAUCAAGAAUGGCAGACACGAAAUACCUUAUCAAAUUGGCGGAG
Molecule: messenger RNA, 1374 nt
Organism: Paramuricea clavata
Lineage: Eukaryota; Metazoa; Cnidaria; Anthozoa; Malacalcyonacea; Plexauridae
Source: the annotation of a GenBank genome assembly